Molecule: messenger RNA, 1832 nt
Organism: Diatraea saccharalis (sugarcane borer)
Lineage: Eukaryota; Metazoa; Arthropoda; Insecta; Lepidoptera; Crambidae
Source: the annotation of a GenBank genome assembly
ACUCCACCAGCAUUCGCCGACACGCAAACAUGGCGGCCCCGCUACAGCCUCUGCAACUGCUAUGCCUCAUUGCGUUGGUGGCAUCAGAUCCAGCGCCAGGCAGGAUCCCUAAGGUGUACAACGCCCUCAUCACCUCCAACCAGAACUUGGAGCCAAGCAAAGCUUACCCCGUCUACCAGCCCGUAAUUCACGACUUUGCCUUCCCAUUACAACCGGCGGUUUUCUAUGGAGAUUACCCGAUUGGCAAUGCACUUCAGCCACCCACUGUGCCGAGAGAUCCAAACAAUGCCCUGCCAUCAGCGCCACAGCCACCAGCACAGGCGCCUCCACAACCAGAAGAUGCAAAGCCUUCAUCUACAGAAAACCCACCAGUUUCUUCUGAAUCAGUACCAUCUGGAGGCAAUAAACCAACACCAGCACCUCCUCUGCCACCCAAUACAGAAUCACCGAUCCAUCUAAAUCAAUUCGGGCUCCCUUCACAAGUUCUCCCAUUAGGCCGCAUCGAUCCAGCCUACAAUGGUUUCAAUCAAGUUGGUCCAUUCACGUACUCCUACCCGAGUUUUAGGCUAUAUGAUGCUUAUGAUCCAUUUAGUCUUAAUCCCUUCGUCAAUUUUCCACCGGUAUUCCGCGCGUUGCCAAACUUACUUGAAGCUCAGUCGCCAGGGAUACCUCAAGUUGCCGCGAAAGAAACUGUCAAUCCCACUGGUGGACCUGUGACUGCCGCUCCUCAAGCAGACCAAAGUCCUCCUUCUGAACCGAUCGAUCUUAAUCUUUUGAACUACCCGUCUAAAGAUCCAGCGAUACCUAAUGUUCCUCCACCCCCUCUUCCACAAGGAGGGCUUAAGUCUGACAACUCAGAAUAGUUUUUUAGUUUUGUGUCGAUCGCGCUGUAAUCUUAUAUAUAAUUUAAUUUAAUGACAAAAACAAUGUUUGGCUUUAAGGCAGCUAUAACUGAGGUGUGACAAUGUUCCUGGAGAUUAUAUUUAUUUAUUUGUAUUUUUUAUUACAAAUGUAUAUUUCAUAGGGAAGCUGAAUAAUUUAUCUUAUAUAUUUAAAAUCUAUUCCAUUUUUUAUCAACAUUUUUUAUUUCAAGUUUUAUAUAAUUCACUUAAAACAAAACCAUUAACAACACAUUGGAAUGCCGUACGAAAUACAAUAUUUUAGACGUAAACGUUCUAAUCGAGGAUUUGAUUUUUUUAUAAAUGAAAAUAUACGUUUCUUAACCCGAUGUAUUUUCCACAUAUAUCGUUAUGUUAAUGUUUAAAACCAUUAAACUGUUAACGGUUUUAAACACCUAUCCACAAAUUGCUUGUGUCUGUCACAACUAAAACUAAUCUUGCUUCUAAACUCAUAUUCUCUUGAUCAAUUGUAUUUUUGAUAGGUCACUUUUUAAAAUUCUUAUAGACAGAUCGCACAAAGAUCUACUAAAUCUAUAAUUAAUUAAAUUAUCAUACAUUUAUACAAAUGAUUUGCGUUCUACAUAUCGACGACUAGAAUGCCUUCUUGUGUAAAGUUUAUAGAAGUACAAGUCCCAAAUGAUGCCUGGCUUCAUAUCUAUUGGGAUGAACCACUCAAAAUAGUUAUGAUAGUAAAUAACUCCCUCAUAAUGAUAAAUAAUACGACAAAUACACAUUGAGAACAACAUCGGUUUGUAUCUCACUAUGUGGCCAUACUCUGAUUUAGCUCUUAGGUAUACGCAUGUAGGAUCUUGUGUAGUAUUCAGCCAUCCCUAAAACAAUAUGAUAAUGAAAAAUGAAACAAGUGGUUUUAUUUAUAUUUGUAUUUAUCGAACUGAUAUUCGUUUUAAAGAUAAUAUAAAGAUGAAGAACUGU